This is a messenger RNA of Lasiosphaeria miniovina, 492 nucleotides long. RefSeq lists its product as uncharacterized. The record is from RefSeq and is a predicted model, not a curated record. The transcript is spliced from 2 exons. NCBI's taxonomy places the organism in Eukaryota, Fungi, Ascomycota, Sordariomycetes, Sordariales, Lasiosphaeriaceae. The coding region runs from base 1 to 492 and encodes 163 amino acids.
AUGGAUUCCGACGACGAUUCAAUUGAGGCGCUCUCAGCACCUCCGCCCGACCACAAGCUCCUCAACCACCAAUACGACUCCCUUGACGACUUGAUAGAAUACCUGCACGACUUCGCGGCUUCCGCAGGCUUCGAUAUUCGCAAGCUUCGCUCGUCGAAUAUCGUCAAGGAUUUCGGGCCAACUUACGUAGCGAUUUGUUGCCUGCGCGACAAAGUCCGUGAGAGUAUCGCUCACUCGCGCCAAGUUUCCACCAACAAGUGCGACUAUCCCUUCAGAGCAGUUGCCAAAGCGCUAGCUUCCAACAACCGCAAAUGGACCUUACAAAUCGUCAACGGGCAUCAUGAGAAUCAUCCAGCGGUCGAAAAGGAGGGACUCAACCGCAGAUUCAAGCCAGAGCACAAGGCCUUUGUGGUAACCUUUACCGAUCACCUAGCAAUUUCGAACCUUGGCUCCAUGGCAUUGUCCCAUAACUUGGUGCGAUUUUUGGGGUGA